This is a messenger RNA of Fomitiporia mediterranea MF3/22, 455 nucleotides long. RefSeq lists its product as uncharacterized. The record is from RefSeq and is a predicted model, not a curated record. Lineage: Eukaryota; Fungi; Basidiomycota; Agaricomycetes; Hymenochaetales; Hymenochaetaceae. The coding region runs from base 215 to 370 and encodes 51 amino acids. The transcript has 2 exons.
UUGACAGGUCACGUGAGUGUAUUCAGGCACCUAUUGUGUUUAUUGGCACUGAAAUAAAUUAAAGGAUCAGUUUUCUAGCCAGUCUUGUAAUCAUUUUUAAUCGCAUCAGACUCAGACCCCCAUAUAAAGCUCCAUGUAGCAUCAUUAGAAGGUACGAAAGGGCGCUUCCUUCUCGUUACUGAGAUGGCGACAGUUAGAACGAACGGAGCAAGAAAUGAGCAUUCCGAGGAGUUUAACACACAAGUACAACUGUGCAGGUGCUGCGUUGCCAUUCUGUUGCUAUGUGCAAUCGUCCCCACUUGUGUUAUACGGCAGCUCAAGCUCAAAGUCAUCAAUUGCCGUUCUUGCCGAGACUGAGGUAGGUAAAUGAGCUACUGAGAAUUAGGCUUCCAAAGGAACAUUGAUGCGGCGAAACGGUAAACUUGGAAGCAGCAGUAGGAAUAACAGGAAGUCGC